CGGGGCGGUGUCAUGUGGCCGCGGCUCCGGGAAGCGCCGAGGGAGCGGGGCCGGGAAGGAAGGAAGGAGGAUGGCGAGCUGGGGUCGGGCGCUGCUGGUGCUCGCCGCGCUGCUCGUCCUGGCGCAGCUCUCCUGGGCGCCGGACCCGUAUGGAGAAGAGUGCAGGAGUAAAAUGUACCCUCCUUCUGGACCAACGUUCAAAGGGAAUGUACCCACAUAUGUCAUAAAUCUUGAUUUACCUCCCAGCAAAAGAUGGGAUAACUUGAUGCAGGACAAAAAGACAGAGCUGAAGACUGUGGUCCAGAAUAUUAAAGAUAUAGCAAAUACCUUCUUCCCCAGCGGCAAAGUUGUUGACAUAGUGGAUAACAAAAUAGCUCAUCUGACUGCCACACUUCCUUAUCCUUUCAAUGAAGAACUCCAAGGGAUUGCAAAUUCCUCUGGGAUUCCUUUGGGGGAAAUUGUUAUUUUUAACAUCUUUUAUGAAAUUUUUACUGUAUGUACAUCAAUAGUGGCGGAAGAUAACACAGGGAAACUGUACCAUGCCAGAAACUUGGAUUUUGGACUUUUUCUAGGGUGGGAUGUUAAAAAUAACUCCUGGACUUUAACUCGGGAACUGAAGCCUUUAGUGGUACUCUUGGACUUCCAGAGGAACAACAAAACAGUAUUCAAGUCUACAAAUUUUGCAGGAUACAUAGGCAUGGUGUCUGGAGUCAAACCAAACUCGUUCACACUGACAAUGAAUGAGCGUUUCAGUCUUGAUGGUGGUUAUGUGGGAAUCUUCGAAUGGUUUCUUGGUAGAAGAGACGGUAUGUGGAUGGGCUUUCUUACAAGAACAGUAUUAGAGAAUGCUACAAGUUACCAGGAUGCAAAAGACAUACUGGCCAAAACAAGACUGCUGGCUCCAGCUUACUUUAUACUGGGUGGAAAAAAUUCUGGAGAAGGAUGUGUGAUAACUCGUUCCAGGACAGCUGCUCUGGAUAUCUGGGACCUUGACAUCAAGAAAGGCACGUGGUAUGUGUUAGAAACAAACUACGAUCGCUGGAAGCCUCCACUAGUAUUGGAUAAUCGUAGAGGACCUGCAAUGAAAUGCCUGAACCACACAACACAAGAGAACCUCUCCUUACCAGCAAUUUAUGAUGUUCUCUCCACAAAGCCUGUCCUCAAUAAGCUGACUGUGUGCACAACGCUGAUGGAGGUGUAUAAUGGUCAUACAGAGACUUACCUGCGGGAAUGCCCAGAUCCCUGUAGUCCCUGGUAGUCCUGUACCUUUCCUAAGUUGGAAGCUGCUUGUCUGAAUAUUUCUGGAAAGAGAUUCGUCAGUCUAACUCCAUUCUUCAGAAAUCUAAUGGCUAUAUAGAAAUGUCAAUGAGCUUCUAACAACGAAGGACCCUUUUUCACAGCGGACUUCCUUGCUUUCUAACAGCAGUACUGCUGACAAGAAAUGUAUUCUAAAGAGUGUCUGGUGUGAUUUCAGCCAUUUCUGCCAAAUGAGUUCAGCAGUUAGCUCUAGAUCUCUUCAGUCUUGACAGUAUUCUUGUUUUGUUGUUGGUUGUGGGUUUGUUAAUUUUUGCUGUUUGGUUUGGUUUAUUUAGAUUAAAAUACUUCUAAAGCACACAAGUUAAAAUGGCACCUACCAAGCAUGAAAAAGAAUUGGGUACAAGAAGACCAUCUGGGUCAAUACAGUUCUGUUAUUCUUUUGUAAGCACUUAAGAUGAAUUGCAUCUGGUCUAAUAUGAGGAUAUGUCUGAUAUGCCCUGUUAUAAAAUAACCUAGCAAGUAUCAUGUUUAGUCACAGAAACAAGGUCUUGGGGAAAUAUCUAAAAUGAGAUCUGAGCCAAAAAUGUCUUGCCACUGAUUUAAAGCUCUUUUGCUGAAGCUCUUUCUUGGCCUGUUAACAAAUUUUUUUUUUUUAAUACAGAAUUUUCUGUUUUCAAAAAAAAUAAAUACUAAUACAAUAAAGAACUACUUUCUUUGACCAAAA
Messenger RNA from Pseudopipra pipra, 1981 nucleotides. It is a transcript of the gene ASAH1, whose product is annotated as N-acylsphingosine amidohydrolase 1. The record is from RefSeq and is a predicted model, not a curated record. Gene Ontology annotation, cellular component: lysosome. Gene Ontology annotation, biological process: fatty acid metabolic process. The transcript has 14 exons. Gene Ontology annotation, molecular function: N-acylsphingosine amidohydrolase activity; fatty acid amide hydrolase activity. Bases 71 to 1258 code for a protein of 395 amino acids. Lineage: Eukaryota; Metazoa; Chordata; Aves; Passeriformes; Pipridae.